UGGCUGAAAGUGAGGCUGAAACAAAAUGGAGGUCUAAAAAAUUCUCCGGUAAAAGUUUUCUUAUUUUCAGGCGUAGAGGUAAAUAGACGAUUACAAACGUGUUACUAUUAGCUAUUAUCUAAUGUUGGAUAUGUCCUGAACAGUCGUAGGAUAUAUGAAGGAUAGUAUACUACCGUGGUGAGUGAAAAAAUUGAUUUAUACGAACUGCACGUACACCAGUCCUUUGUGUAAGAGAUCUGCCCAUAAUAAAUCAGUAAUGCCGGGUAAAGCCAAAAAGGCUCGUGCACGUAAUACCACUAGGCACACUAGAUCAAGUUCAGAAAUGUCAAAUGAUGAGGGAAAGGUUUGUGAUACUGAAGAGACUGAUAGUGAGGAGACAGCAUGUGCCACGCCCAAAGGGAAUCCUGUAGUAACAGAUAAUGUCAAUAUUAGUGAAGAAGGACGGAUCCUUAUUGAUCGUAUGGAAUGCUUGAGUAGAGAAAUCACGAAACAAAACUCGGAAUUUCAUGAUGAAAUGAAUGUAUUGAGAGAUGAUAUUCGAAAAAACACAAAUGACAUGAAAAAUGCAUUUAAGGAGGAAAUAAGUGAACUGAAGAGUGGUAUCACCUAUGCCCAGGAAGUCAGUGAGGAGAACAAGAUCAAAGUAGAGGAACACGAAGAAUGUCUUAAGGAUAUUCAAAUUCAAUCAUCUUCCAUGUCUACUGCUAUAAAGAAUAUGUCAUAUCAAUAUAACAAAAUGUAUGAUGAACUGAACACUAAACUUCUGGAUAUGAAUGUGUACUCUCGUAGAAGUGCACUCCACUUUCAGAACAUUCCUGAGGAGGAUGGCGAGAAUCCAGGAGACGUAAUGAAGCACUUCUUUGUCAAUAGACUUAAGAUGUCGAAGGAUGAGGUGCAAAAUAUUCGCUUCGAGCGUGUACAUCGAAUCCCACUUGGUCCUAAAGAAAAGUACAGAUUCACUAGAACAAUGACCGUGAAAUUCAACUGGUACCAGGAUAGAGAGACAGUGUGGGGAAAACGUUUUAGUCUUAAAGGAUCAAAUAUAUACGUUACUGAGAGCUUUCCAAAGGAAGUUGAGGAUAACAGACGCCUGUUGAUGCCAUAUUUCAAAAAGGCCAAGGAACUAAAAUGGAAAUGUGCCAUGAUCGCAGACACCCUUAUAGUGAAAGAUGAGCGAUAUAAGAUUGGAGACAUACAAAAAUUACCAAUGGAACUUUUGAAUGACAACUCAUCAAUGCGAGAUUUGGACACGGUAUUUUUGUACAAUUCGUCCACAUCCCCCCUUGGCCCAGAUAGCUGCACACCCUUUGAAUGCGACGGCACGAUGUUCCGUAGUGUGACGCAAUACCUAGCCUAUAAUAGAGCUAUCGUAAUGAAGGAUCAGCGUACUGCAGACAAGGUGCUACAAUCAUCUGACCCCAGACAAAUCAGAAGGCUUAUAUCUGAAAUCAGAGGAAGUGAUGGCCAAUCAUGGAGAAAACGCACUGACGUCCGCGCGAUGGCAAAAUCUAUACACAGUAGAUCAGUUAUGCUGAAAUCGACCGCUGUAAUGCUCGUAUAAUGUGCUCUAUAAACCACUAAAUGGUAUGUAUAAUGCGUGUAGAUUUUUUAAGCGGUCAAAAGUAAGCGAAUGGAGUGCUUUGGAAAUGCAAAAAUCAAGUUGUAUAUAUGUUUGGUUAGCGCUUGAAACUUGGCUUUUGGCCAAGCUGGAUUACUCGUACUGUAAAUUAUGUUACAUUAGCAAGCGCCUGAAAAGUGUAAACUUUUGCUUCUUUUAUUUAUUAUCAAGUGUUUUAUAUAUGGGAAAUGAAGAUAUGAAUGUAAAGUAUGAAUGGAAUGAAAGCUGGAUGAAUGUUAUGUUGGUUUGGACAAAUUAUUUGUUAGAAAUUGAAUAUUUUAUAUGCCUCGAAUUAUAUGUGCAAGGACUAUUGGAUAAUUGUAUUGUAUUUUACUCAAAGCUUAUAGUGUGCUGCUACUAAAGGUCCAAACACAAAUUUAAGAUUAUGCACUCUUAAUGUAAGAGGCAUUAGGAGUCACUCGAAGAGAAGAUCUAUAUUUUUAUA
Messenger RNA from Owenia fusiformis, 2063 nucleotides. Lineage: Eukaryota; Metazoa; Annelida; Polychaeta; Sabellida; Oweniidae. The record is from the annotation of a GenBank genome assembly.